AAUUAAAAAGGGACAGACUUACAGACGAGGUUUUUUCGUUUUACGUUCGUUCUCCGUCCAUUGUACUCGGUGUCAAAAAGUUUUCGAGUUUUGUUGGGAGUUCCAAAAGAUACUUUUAGGUGGAAUUACUCUGGUAUCACCAUGGGGAAAAGAAUGCAGACUACAGCGACCAUGAGGUUGGUGCAGCUUCUGUUGACGUUCUUUACGCUGGUUUUUAUGAUUAUGGGAUUAACAAUGCUUGUGAUUGGUCUGUGGGGCGUGAUUGAGUUAAAAAUGUACUUGGCGUUAUCAACAUCGGAUUAUUCGCAAGUUCCCUAUGUCCUUAUUGGUACUGGUGUGUUCAUGUUUGCGUCCGGCAUCAUUGGUUUGUGCGCCACCUGGAGGAAUUAUGCCUGGUUGCUUCAAGUGUUUGGAGUUUUAACUUUUAUGGUAUUUGUAUCAUUACUAUCAGCUGGAAUUUGUGGGUUUUUGUACCGCUCCCCACUUCAGGAGAGCUUUCGUAAUGGACUUGAAUCUGCAAUUGAUGACUACACAGACAGAACAGAGCAAGAUCACUACCUUGAUAAACUACAGUCAAGGUUGGAAUGUUGUGGCACAGAUAAUUAUACUGAUUGGUUUGAAGAUGGAACAAACUGGUCAGAUUCCCAUGGCAACUCAACUUUACCGUGGAGCUGCUGUAAUGAGGACGUUCAUCGUGAACUUUGUGAGAAACGCGCGAAAGACCAUAAACCUAUCAGAGUAGAUGCUGCCAAUAAGACUAUGUAUGCCGAAGGUUGUUAUUCUAAAGUGAAUAAAUUUCUAGCAAGUAACUUUGCAGUGAUUGGUGGCAGUGCUCUAGGAUUCGCUUUCUUCCAGGGCUUUGGUGUUUUUCUGACUUGCUGUUUGGCUCGCAUGAUCAACAUGAACAAAUAUGAGAUGGUUUGAGAAGCGUCCUCCCAUCCUGUAAUUUCAUUACAGGAAUGGCAAAGAUUUUAUGUAUGAAAUAUACUUUAUGUAUAAUAAAUAAUGUUUGUACUUCAAAAUUUCACUUUGUUGGCCUAAUCACUUAAAACAAACCUAAGAAAUGAGUACUUUGCGAUGAAACUGAAAAAAUUUUUUUCACUCAAUUGAAAAGUGUUUAAUACUAUAUUAUCACAAAGAAUUAAACAUUGUGUAUAUACCUUACAUAGACACAAGAUAAAACUAUUUAAAGAUAAUAAAAUAUUAUUAUAUUAAUAGAUAGAUUGUAGCUUCUAGUAUUUGUCUUGUGAAUGUUUUUUAAUUAAUUAGUAAUACUGUAUUGUAUUUUAAGCUGUCUGUCAAUAGAGGGCGCUAAACUUGGCUGAUGAACAACAGUAAAAUAUGUAAAAUUCAGUUUUCUGGACCUUUUUCUGUACAAUUUGUAGGCAUAGAUAUUUGUAGUGCAUUUGACCUUGUGACCCUGUAAAUAGAUAUACUGCACUGUGUACAGCUUUGGUAAUACUUCAAUCAUUUUCCGUACUGUACAGCAAUUGCACUAUUCCCCUACCAGUUGCAUUCUGUCAAUCUUCCCCUUUCUAUUGUGUUCUUUAAAUAUAUUAUGCCAGAAAAAAUGCCAAAAUUUGCAUUCUAUGUCUUUUUGAUGUCUAAAGUUGUUGACAUACAAAUCUUUAAACAUUCUUUUAUAUUUGUGAUCAUAACUUAAGGGGUCACCAGCUUUUUAUUAUAAAUAAAUGUGUAACUACAUAAGUUAUAAUUUGAUCUUCAAUUAUGCUGUACUUAUACAAAUAUCGUAAAUGAUUUAAUUAAUUAAAAUAUUAGAAUGUUUCUUCUACAUAUUUGUUUAUAUUUUAAAAUUGAGAUGAUUUUCUUGAUCAAAACAUUCUUAAAGGCAACGGAAACGUGAACAACUUUCAGUUUGGUUGUUGAUCACAGAUUACCUGUAGGAUUGCAAAUCACAUCUUUUACUAUUAAAAAAGUACUAUAACUUUAAGGAGAUUUUAUGAAUAUGAACUUUGAAAAUGUAGUACUAUUUCACAUUUAAAUUAAUUAUAUGACUACAUAAGUUUUAAUUUAACCUUUAAUUAUGCUGUACUUACAAAUAUCGUAACUGAAUUAAUUAAAAUAUUAAAAUGCUUCUUCUUUAUAUUGGUUUUCUUUUUAAAAUUGAGAUGAUGAUUUCCUCGAUAAAAUAAAUUUGGAACGAACACAAAAAGGACAACUUUCAUUUUACUUGAUCACAGAUACCAGUAUAAUCACAUCUUUUUUUAUCAAGGGGUCGUUUAACAUUAUCACCAUUUUCACAAGUGUGCCAACAGUACAUGUGCACACUCUUACAUAUGCAUAAAAUGUUGAUUUAAAAUAACAUGCAAUACGUAGAGUAAUGGUAAAAUUAUGAUGUAAUCAUGGAUAUACAGUAAUAUUCAUUUUUAAGCAACCAAGUACAUUGCUUUAGUUGACGUCACAAAAAAAUGGAGAAUGGUUUUGCAAAAUUAACGUAUUUUUGUUCACUUUCAGAGGAGAGGGAGGGGGUACUGAAAGAGUACUGUUGUACACUUUUGAAAAUGUUGAUAAUUGUGAACAACCCCUAAAAGAACUGUAACUUUAAUGAUAUUUUAUGAAUAUGAAUUUCAAAACGUAGUACUAUUUCAUGUUUCAUUGAUAUUUGUUAGUUUUGUCAGUAAUUUAGACUGAAAGGAAAUGAGUUUGUAACUCCUUAUAAAUAAAUAAAUUUUUUUGAAGGUUGAAACGUAUCUAUGCUGAAAAAUUAACAUUUCAUUAAUUCAUUUAAUUACUAUUGCCGCAAUUCAGUGUUUCACUGCGAGUGUGAUUUUGAAAUAAAGAAAUGAAAAAAAAUAAA
Molecule: messenger RNA, 2818 nt
Organism: Anneissia japonica
Lineage: Eukaryota; Metazoa; Echinodermata; Crinoidea; Comatulida; Comatulidae
Product: tetraspanin-7-like
Exons: 7
Coding region: 142-924 (260 amino acids)
Cellular component (GO): membrane
Source: RefSeq, a predicted model, not a curated record